Molecule: messenger RNA, 1293 nt
Organism: Staurois parvus
Lineage: Eukaryota; Metazoa; Chordata; Amphibia; Anura; Ranidae
Source: the annotation of a GenBank genome assembly
CCCCCCCCCCCCCCCCCCCCCCCCCCCCCCCCCCCCCCCCCCCCCCCCCCCCCCCCCCCCCCCCCCCCCCCCCCCCCCCCCCCCCCCCCCCCCCCCCCCCCCCCCCCCCCCCCCCCCCCCCCCCCCCCCCCCCCCCCCCCCCCCCCCCCCCCCCCCCCCCCCCCCCCCCCCCCCCCCCCCCCCCCCCCCCCCCCCCCCCCCCCCCCCCCCCCCCCCCCCCCCCCCCCCCCCCCCCCCCCCCCCCCCCCCCCCCCCCCCCCCCCCCCCCCCCCCCCCCCCCCCCCCCCCCCCCCCCCCCCCCCCCCCCCCCCCCCCCCCCCCCCCCCCCCCCCCCCCCCCCCCCCCCCCCCCCCCCCCCCCCCCCCCCCCCCCCCCCCCCCCCCCCCCCCCCCCCCCCCCCCCCCCCCCCCCCCCCCCCCCCCCCCCCCCCCCCCCCCCCCCCCCCCCCCCCCCCCCCCCCCCCCCCCCCCCCCCCCCCCCCCCCCCCCCCCCCCCCCCCCCCCCCCCCCCCCCCCCCCCCCCCCCCCCCCCCCCCCCCCCCCCCCCCCCCCCCCCCCCCCCCCCCCCCCCCCCCCCCCCCCCCCCCCCCCCCCCCCCCCCCCCCCCCCCCCCCCCCCCCCCCCCCCCCCCCCCCCCCCCCCCCCCCCCCCCCCCCCCCCCCCCCCCCCCCCCCCCCCCCCCCCCCCCCCCCCCCCCCCCCCCCCCCCCCCCCCCCCCCCCCCCCCCCCCCCCCCCCCCCCCCCCCCCCCCCCCCCCCCCCCCCCCCCCCCCCCCCCCCCCCCCCCCCCCCCCCCCCCCCCCCCCCCCCCCCCCCCCCCCCCCCCCCCCCCCCCCCCCCCCCCCCCCCCCCCCCCCCCCCCCCCCCCCCCCCCCCCCCCCCCCCCCCCCCCCCCCCCCCCCCCCCCCCCCCCCCCCCCCCCCCCCCCCCCCCCCCCCCCCCCCCCCCCCCCCCCCCCCCCCCCCCCCCCCCCCCCCCCCCCCCCCCCCCCCCCCCCCCCCCCCCCCCCCCCCCCCCCCCCCCCCCCCCCCCCCCCCCCCCCCCCCCCCCCCCCCCCCCCCCCCCCCCCCCCCCCCCCCCCCCCCCCCCCCCCCCCCCCCCCCCCCACCCCCCCACCCCCCCCCCCCCCCCCCCCCCCCCCCCCCCCCCCCCCCCCCCCCCCCCCCCACCCCAGUCGCAGCCCCAGCCCAAAAUUCCCCGCGCAAUAUUUAGCGUUUGGCCAACGACCCCGUGGGGACCCCCAGCUCUCCUCUAGCCUGGGGCCCCCCAGAAGUAUGUCCCUCUCCCCAGAUUAA